AUGGGGAAGGUCUGCUUGAAGCUGAAAAGUUUGACACAGCCCGGACCGUUGCGACGUUCAGACAUCUCUCGUCACAUUGUCGUUGUCAAAGCGAUGAUGACCAGCCAUUGCAGGCUAUUACCGCAAGGAACCUACUUACCAGGAUGCCGCGGGCAAUAUGCAGACUGGACGGGCUGCAAUCUCAGCGUGACGGACAAUUCUGGCCAUCUGACGAUCCAGUUCGAAUUGGCUGGCACCCAAUGGACUAGGCAUCUGGUCAAAAUGGACGGCAAGGUGUGGUGCAGCCUGCAGGAGAUACAAGUACUAAGAUGGAUCGCUGAAGACGGCGACAGUGCUGAAGCCGCGGCCGUUGUUGAAGGCCUCUCGGUGAAGCACUUGCCCCGGAGUCGGUACCCUUGCAUAUUUCCCCAUCAGGCGGCUGAAUCCCACGAGGUUCUAGAGCUGCGCGCGCGUCAACUUGCGGUGGCAGCCAUCGGGUGCGCCGUCGCCAGGUUCUCCAAUUGGCAGCCGCUUGGCCAGUGCGGCAGACUUUGUCUCGCAGUCCUGUCGAAGGGAUCAUUGAUGUUACACCAGUCGCUGUCUGCCGGGAUGGCUCGGAAGCUGGUCGAUGCUAAGACAUCGCUAGAGUCAACUCUAGCUCGGCUAUCGCAUCGCCUCGGAAUCAGAUAUUUUUGGGUGGAUAGAUGGUGUAUCGACCAGGCUAGUGAGGAUGACAAGGCUCAGGAGAUCCCCCGGAUGCGAGACUAUUAUAGAGGCGCCAGCGCAUGCUUGGUGCUGGUAGGGCCUGACGCCAAGCGGUUUGGCUGUGUGCCUCAGCAGACCGGGGUGAUUCUAUCAGCGUCACAACAGCUACGCCUGAACAAGGACGGCCUGCGCUCGGUGUUUUCUAGCAGCUGGUCAUCGAGGGUCUGGACUAUGCAGGAAGCCUUGAUGUCCCGGCAGACUAUAUUCGCCGUACAAGGCCAGCUCAUUGACGGGGACUUCAUCUCCGAGCUACUUGCUUACGCUGAGUGGGCGCACAACGGAACGACGAGAAUGUGUGGUUGCUACAAAUGGAACCCAAGGUUACCAGUGGUCGUUGAACCGCUGCAUAUUAGGGUGAACAAGGGGGAGCUUGUCAUUAUCAGGUCCAUAUUUGGUGGCGAUCAUCAGCACGCCGAGUUAUCUUCCAGCAACGGUAUGGUCUUGAUGUCCUUUGAAGAAGCUCUGGCCAUGUCCGCUGGGAGGUCCGCUACUGUGGCCGAAGACCAAAUAUAUGGCGUCCUGGGAAUAUCCAUUGGGGGUGAGAGAGUCACUGUCGAGUAUGGAAAGCGACAACCACUCGACUGGCGAAAGAUGCUGCGUAAACUGACAGACGCCGGUAUGAUCACGGACAGGCAGCUUGCCGCAGCCAGUGUCAACGAUCUCCCGGGGAUGUCCUGGCUGCCAAAAUCAGGGUGCUCAAUCUAUGGGCCAUUUUUGGAAGGAGAAAGACUUGCGGCACAGAUCCCAAGACCCCCGUUGUUGUGGACCGAGAAGGGAGCGACAGUAUUCGCUAUCGAAUUCGCAUGGGUUGAUGUGGUCAAGUCUAAUCAUGAUGGUGCAAUCAACAACCGCAUGGAGAAUAUUAACAACAUGCCUUCCCACAGAAUUCUUGGGUCAAUCAGGGUUCAAGAGAUCCUUCUAGACGUAGCUGGCACAAGCUCAGGAGCCGAAUUCACGAUGCGUAGGCUGGAGGGUACACACAUGAUGCUGUGUGACAUUUCUGGAAACCAGGCUAUCGCCAUCAGAGUAUUGAACUUUAUUAAGUAUCGACAAGGAGUCAUUGGCCGCCCUAAAUGCUUGUACACAGGAUCAGGCCUCGAAAUUCUAUAG
Diaporthe batatas is the source of this 1854-nucleotide messenger RNA. RefSeq lists its product as uncharacterized. The transcript is spliced from 4 exons. Lineage: Eukaryota; Fungi; Ascomycota; Sordariomycetes; Diaporthales; Diaporthaceae. The record is from RefSeq and is a predicted model, not a curated record. Bases 1 to 1854 code for a protein of 617 amino acids.